AUGUAAGGGGAUUUUUUUUUUCUUAUUGGGGGGUUGUUAAAAAAUAAAUAUAAGAGGGCGGCCAUCUUUGUUGCUCAGCCUUAGUGUAAAAUAUUCCAAAACGCCCCCCUACUUUUCUCCCGUGCCGAUUUGAAUAUUAAAUAAAUAACACUGCAUCCGCUGCAAGAAUUACAGCUACGUGGUUUUGUGUUGUAUUUAAUUUUUUAAAAAUAUUUUUUUAUUUUUUUAAAACACUGAACACAAGGACGGAGCCGCCAAUGACAGCAGGAAUAUAAUAAUGUCCUCUCCUCUCCGCUCCUGCGAGGAAGACGAGGGCAUGGUGGUUAAUUCCGAGGGAGGAGAUUUUGAUGAAGAAGACGACGAGGACGACGGAGAGCUGGACGAGAACGCAAGCGACAUAAACUCGCCGGCGGCGCCUCGGGAAACUGCAACGCCACCAGUCGCGCCAGACGAAGACCCAGAGAUAUCGGACCGAGAGGUCCCAUGCAAGAAAAAAGGCCGGCCCAAGAAGAAGAAGGACAUAAAGAAGAAAGAGAAAGAGGGGAAACCUGCCAAAACAAAGAAACGCAAGAAGAUUGACAGCGAUGUAGAGCGAAUCUCAGACAGAGAAAGAGACUAUGGUGAACACUCAGACAGCAUCGCCAGCGAUUAUGGCUCUGGCGAGAAAAAGAAAAAGAAGAAACACAAAGAAAGGAAGGAGAAGAAAACCAAGAAAAAGAAAAAAGAUGAUGGGGACCGAGACAGUAGCCAGGAGGAAACAACGAAACAGCCAAUAGAGCAGAAGACGUCUGCCCAGCUGGCAAAGGAGUGGGGCCUGGAGGAUGUUGAUCAUACCUUCACAGAAGACGACUACAGGGAGCUCACAAAUUACAAAGCCUUCAGCCAGUUUAUGAGGCCGAUGAUAGCCAAGAAGAACCCGAAGAUCCCCAUGUCGAAGAUGAUGACCAUCCUGGGGGCCAAGUGGAGGGAGUUCAGCUCCAACAACCCCUUCAAAGGCAACGCCGCUGCUGUCGCAGCCGCCGCCGCUGCCGCCGCCAUCGCUGUCGCCGAGCAGGUCUCUGCAGCGACCGCCUCGCCCGAGCCGCCGCCUCAGCCGCCGCCCAUCAGAAAGGCCAAGACGAAAGAGGGCAAAGGUCCAGGAUAUAAAAAGCGCAGUAAAAGUCCUAGAGUGCCUGACAAGAAGAAAGCCCUAUCUAAAGCUAAAAAGAUGGCUCCUAUCCGUAUUAAACUAUUACCAAUAGCUGGGAAGAGGAAGAAGAGCUGCUCUAGCGACGACAUGGAUGAGGAAGAAUCUGAGCAGGAGGACUCCAGCGUUCACAGCUCCUCCGUUCGCUCCGACAGCUCUGGCCGAGUGAAAAAGAACAAGCGGGGACGGCCUGCCAAGAAGAAGAAGAAAGUUCCAGGUGAGGAAGAAGGCGACGGCUAUGAGACGGAUCACCAGGACUACUGUGAGGUGUGUCAGCAGGGCGGAGAGAUCAUCCUGUGCGACACCUGUCCUCGAGCGUACCACCUCGUGUGCCUCGAGCCUGAGCUGGACAAGGCCCCCGAGGGCAAGUGGAGCUGCCCGCAUUGUGAAAAAGAGGGAAUCCAAUGGGAGGCGAAAGACGAAGACUUUGAGGACUUCGAGGAGGACAGCGAGGACAGAGUGAUAUCCGAGGUCAGCAUCGGGGUUCCCACCGGCGCAGAGGAGGAGGAGGACGACCACAUGGAAUUCUGUCGGGUGUGCAAGGACGGCGGCGAACUGUUGUGCUGCGACACGUGCACGUCCUCCUACCACAUUCACUGUCUGAACCCUCCGCUGCCCGAGAUCCCCAACGGAGAGUGGCUCUGUCCGCGAUGCACGUGCCCGCCAAUCAAAGGAAGGGUCCAGAAGAUCCUCCACUGGAGGUGGGGCGAGCCUCCUCCUCCCAUUCCUGUCCCGCUGCCCCCCGACGCUCCUCCCGACGCCCCUCCACCGCCGCCCAUGAAGGGCAGAGCCGAGAGGGAGUUUUUUGUCAAGCUAACCAGCCAGUCGUACUGGCACUGCACCUGGAUCACCGAGCUGCAGCUGGAGAUCUUCCACUCGGUGAUGUACAGAAACUACCAGAGGAAGACCGACAUGGACGAGCCCCCCAGCCUGGACUACGGAUCGGGCGCAGAGGACGAGAACGGAGUGGGCAAGAGCGAGAAGAGGCGGGCCAAAGAUCCCCACUACGCCCUACUGGAAGACAAAUACUACAAAUACGGCAUCAAGCCCGAGUGGAUGAUGAUUCACCGCAUCAUAAACCACAGCAUGGAUAAAAAGGGGAUGUACCACUACCUGGUGAAGUGGAAAGAUCUGACCUAUGACCAGUGCACCUGGGAGAGAGAUGACAUGGAUAUACCCGACUUUGAACUCCACAAGGCCAACUACUGGAGACACAGGGACAACAUCUUGAAGGAAGACCCCGAUAAACCCAGGAAAAUGACGAGCAAGGAGGGAGACGAUGAAGAGGAGGAGUCUUUUCCCUCCCCACUCACAGAUCCGACCAUCAAAUACGAGGAACAGCCCGACUUCGUCACGGCGACAGGCGGCAACCUGCACCUCUACCAGCUGGAGGGCCUCAACUGGCUGCGCUUCUCCUGGGCUCAGGGCACCGACACCAUCCUGGCAGAUGAAAUGGGUCUGGGCAAAACCAUCCAGACAAUCGUCUUUCUCUAUUCACUGUUCAAGGAGGGCCACACUAAGGGUCCUUUCCUGGUCAGCGCGCCCCUCUCCACUAUCAUAAACUGGGAGAGGGAGUUCGAGAUGUGGGCGCCCGAUUUUUACGUGGUGACGUACACGGGAGACAAAGACAGCCGAGCCAUCAUCAGAGAGAACGAGUUCACGUUCGACGACUCCAUCAAAGCCGGAAAGAAGGCCUUCAAACUCAGGCGCGAGGCUCCCAUUAAAUUUCACGUCCUUCUGACCUCCUAUGAGUUGGUGACCAUCGAUCAGACGGCGCUCAAGUCCAUCGACUGGGCGUGUCUGGUGGUGGACGAGGCUCACCGCCUCAAAAACAACCAGUCCAAGUUCUUCAGGCGUUUAAAUGACUACAAAAUUGACUACAAGCUGCUGCUGACUGGAACUCCUCUGCAGAACAACCUUGAAGAGUUAUUUCACCUGCUCAACUUCCUCACCCCGAAUCGCUUCAACAACCUGGAGGGCUUCCUGGAGGAGUUUGCCGACAUCUCCAAAGAGGACCAGAUCAAGAAGCUCCACGACCUGCUGGGGCCUCACAUGCUGCGGAGGCUCAAGGCCGACGUGUUUAAGAACAUGCCGGCUAAGACCGAGCUGAUUGUCAGAGUGGAGCUGAGCCCCAUGCAGAAGAAGUACUACAAGUUGAUUUUGACCAAGAACUUCGAGGCUCUGAACUCGAAAGGCGGAGGAAACCAGGUGUCUCUGCUCAACAUCAUGAUGGACCUGAAGAAGUGCUGCAACCACCCGUACCUCUUCCCUGUCGCCUCCAUGGAAGCCCAGAAAACACCCAGCGGGGCGUACGAAGGCUCGGCCCUCACCAAGGCCUCUGGGAAGCUGACGCUGCUGCAGAAGAUGCUGAGGAAGCUGAAAGAUCAGGGGCAUCGAGUGCUGGUCUUCUCACAGAUGACUAAAAUGCUGGAUUUAUUAGAAGAUUUUCUGGACUAUGAGGGUUAUAAGUACGAGAGGAUUGAUGGAGGCAUCACAGGUGCACUGAGACAAGAGGCCAUCGACAGAUUCAACGCUCCCGGAGCGUGUCAGUUUUGCUUCUUGCUCUCCACCAGAGCCGGAGGUCUGGGCAUAAACCUGGCUACGGCUGACACGGUCAUCAUCUUUGACUCUGACUGGAACCCUCACAAUGACAUCCAGGCGUUCAGCAGAGCUCAUCGCAUCGGGCAAGCCAACAAGGUGAUGAUCUACCGCUUUGUGACGCGAGCCAGCGUGGAGGAGCGCAUCACCCAGGUAGCCAAAAGGAAGAUGAUGCUCACCCACCUGGUGGUGCGGCCAGGUCUGGGAUCCAAGGCUGGCUCCAUGACGAAACAGGAGCUGGAUGACAUCCUCAAGUUUGGGACGGAGGAGCUGUUCAAGGAUGAAGGAGAAGGUAUGAAGAACAACUCUGGGGACAAAGUUGAGGAUGAGGGCAGCGUCAUUCACUAUGACAGCACCGCCAUCGAGAGGCUGCUGGAUCGCAGCCAAGACGCCACAGACGACUCGGACGUCCAGAACAUGAACGAGUACCUGAGCUCCUUUAAGGUUGCCCAGUACAUGGUCCGAGAGGAGGACAAGAUUGAGGAGAUCGAGCGGGAGAUCAUCAAGCAGGAGGAGAACGUGGACCCGGAUUACUGGGAGAAGCUGCUACGGCAUCACUAUGAGCAGCAGCAGGAGGACCUGGCCAGCAAGCUAGGUAAAGGGAAGAGGAACCGCAAACCUGUGAACUACAACGACGCUGCGCAGGAAGACCAAGAGUGGCAUGCUGACAUUUCAGAUAACCAGUCCGAAUACUCCGUGGGCUCCGAGGAGGAGGAUGAGGACUUCGACGAUCGGCCAGAAGGUCGGAGGCAGUCACGUCGUCAGCUGAGGAAUGAGAAAGAUAAACCUCUGCCUCCUCUUCUGGCCAGAGUGGGAGGCAACCUAGAGGUUCUUGGUUUCAACACACGGCAGCGCAAAGCCUUCCUGAAUGCGGUGAUGCGUUGGGGUAUGCCGUCUCAGGACGCGUUCUCGUCUCAGUGGCUCGUUAGGGACCUCAGGGGAAAAACUGAGAAGGAAUUCAAAGCUUACGUGUCUCUCUUCAUGCGUCACCUGUGCGAGCCGGUCGCUGACGGGGCCGAGACGUUCGCCGACGGCGUCCCGAGGGAGGGCUUGUGUCGGCAGCUCGUCCUGACGCGUAUUGGCGUCAUGUCUCUGGUCAAGAAGAAGAUCCAAGAGUUUGAGCACAUCAACGGACGGUGGAGCCUUCCGGAGCUCAAACCCGAGGUCAGCGUUGACAAAUCCUCCUCUCGGGCCUCCUCUCCCGCUGCAAAGACCGCGACUCCCACACCUGAUGCAAGCUUCAACAACACUCCAUGCACCUCGAAGCCAGCGACUCCAGCGCCGUCGGAGAGGCUGGAGAAGAACGGGAAGGAGGGCGGAAAGGAGGAGGAGAAGGGGGAGGCUGAUGCCUCCGCGGAAAAGGAAAAAGUGAAGGAGAAGGAGCAACAGAAAGAGGUGAACAGCAACAAGACCGGCGACCCUGAGGAGCUUUCAUCCUCAACAAAAGAAUCGUCGCAGAAGGCAGGUGAAAAGAUGGACGGCAAAGAAGAGAGCACCGCCAAAGAGGAUGACAGGAAGGAAUCGACCGAGGCUUUAGCCGCCACAUCAGAGGAGAAUAAACAACAAGAGGACAGUAAAGAAGAGACUAAACAAAACACAGACGUGACAGAAAAGAAGUCAGAGGGAGAGAAGCCUGUGGAGAACAAGGAGAAAGAAAAGAUGGAUGAAAUGCGAACAUCUUCAGAGGCAACAGAAGCCAGGGAAAAAACCGAGACGUCUGACCCAAAGAGAGAAGAAGUCAAAGGUGAAAGGGAUGCUGGGAAAGAAAUCAAAGCAGCCAAGGAGGAGACGCCAAAAGGUAACGGGAAGCCUCAGACCGAGCGGCCGCGCUUCAUGUUCAACAUCGCAGACGGCGGCUUCACAGAGCUGCACACUCUCUGGCAGAACGAGGAGCGGGCUGCCAUCUCCUCGGGUAAGAUGAACGAGAUCUGGCACCGUCGACACGACUUCUGGCUGCUGGCGGGAAUCGUGGUACAUGGCUACGCUCGUUGGCAGGACAUCCAGAACGAUCCACAGUUCGCAAUCGUCAAUGAGCCGUUCAAGUCACAGGCAAACAAAGGAAACUUCUUGGAAAUGAAGAACAAGUUUUUGGCUCGGCGUUUUAAGCUGCUGGAGCAGGCGCUGGUGAUCGAGGAGCAGUUGCGGCGGGCAGCUUACCUAAACAUGACCCAGGACCCGAGCCACCCGGCCAUGGCGCUCAACGCUCGCUUCGCUGAGGUGGAGUGCCUGGCGGAGUCGCACCAGCACCUCAGCAAGGAGUCGCUGGCAGGGAACAAGCCAGCCAACGCUGUUCUGCACAAAGUGUUGAACCAGCUGGAGGAGCUGCUGAGCGACAUGAAGGCCGACGUGACCCGGCUGCCCGCCACGCUGUCCCGAGUCCCGCCCAUCGCCGCCCGCCUGCAGAUGUCGGAGCGGAGCAUCCUCAGCCGGCUCGCCAGCAAGGGCACCGAGACGCACACGCCUCCGCCCAUACCGCCGGGACCUUAUGCCACCCCUCAGAACUACGGCGCACCGUUCACCCCGGCCCCGCCAAGCGCCCUGCACAUGGGAGGAGCCAACUACAGCCAGAUGCCACCAGGAUCCUUCAUAUCAGUCUUGAACGGGCCUCCCAUGUCUGUAAAGAAGGAACGGGAAGCAGAACUGCUGGUGAACCGACGGGAGCAGCGCAGCGGAGAGGUCAUCUGUAUCGACGACUAGACGACACACACGCACACUCGCGCUUGCACACCUGAAACCCAUUUCCUGCUAGAAAGACACCUUCGAUUACUCCUCUGCAGAGGAAUGUUUUUUGUUUUGUUUUUUUUCCGCAGGAGAAAACAGCACCACUGAACCGCGCUCGCAGUAUUACAACUAACUAACUGACUGUCUGAAGGCAAAUGUACCCAAACAAUAGUGAUUGUAAUUGCUUCGUUUGAAACAAACAUAACUUCAGCCGCACACAUAGCAGCACUCUCAUCGUCGCAGACAGUCCAGCCUGCCUCCAACUUUUUGUGACCAUUUUACAACUGCCUCAAACCAUUAUACUCCUCAACAACGGCCUCCUCAAGUGGGCCUCCUCCUCCUUGAGGUGCUUCAGACCUCACCUAUCCACACACACACACACAUGCACACAAACAUAACGAAACACUAAACCCAACCUUACCCAGAAACCUCCUAGAUCUGUCAGUAGUUCAAAUCCCCUUCCUCCUCUUCCUAAGAUUCUCUCAGAAAGUUGCAUGUGAAACUAUACUCAUUUCUCCCAUGGCGCUCCAUCCCCUGAAGCAUGCUCUUAUCACAACAACGCUGUCAUGUGGAAUCAGAAAGAAAGGAAAAAUGUUAUCAAGCUGUGCCUAAACUCGUUUUAAUACUAUUUCUAAUGCUCAGAGAGAGGCUGAUUCUCCGGUGUCUGAGUUUAAGCAGCUCCAAGCACAGCUCCAGCUAUUCAUUUUUUUCAUUUACCUUUAUUUUGCUCUUUUUUUUCUUUUUUUUUUUUUUUUUGGUUGUUUUUGUAACGGUACGUGUUCAGAUAAAACUCAUGUGCAAAAGUAUGAUAUAAAUAUAUUCAGGACUUGUUUGACCAUAAAGUAUUUUCCAGCAUCUUUUAUCUGCUUUUCCUGGUUUGGGUUUAUGUACAGAGCUUCGAGGAAUUUUGAAGGGGGUUCGUUUUACAAAAGGCCUCGAAAUGUUGCUAUUUUUAGGAUUCCCUUACGAAUGUUUAUAACCUUUCAUAAACGAAUCAGUGUUAUUGAAACCUAUCGACAACCCUCUGCACUGCUCUUUCUUUUACUUACCAGCGCUUCAAAUCAAGAACUUUUUUUGUCUCCUUUUUUUAUUAUUAUUAUUAUGUUUCCUUCUGCAAAAUCCUGUGAUAUACUUUGCAUAUUUAAGCAGCUCAUUCGUGUUCUGUAUUUUUACUCUCCCAGUUACAAGCAUUGUUGUUGUUGAUGUUGCUGUUGUUCUCGCCGUUGCUAUUCAAGAGAGAGCUUCUACCAAAAGAGACAUAUCUUUGUAACUAUAAAACGUAAAAAAAACAAACAAAACCCCCCCACACACACACACACAGCAGUACGCGUGCCACACAGUACACAGUUCGUCAUGUUCGUCCCAUCGUUGCAAGAGAACACAAACGAAGAAGUUGAGCUAACUUCAGAAGUGCGUAUGUAAUACGAAGGAAGCAAACUUUCCCUUUUAGUUUUGGGGCUUAAUUAUGUACGUCUGUAGAAAUUAGGUCAUAUGUAACCCCCAAUGCUUCUACCAAGGUCUUAGUCCAUUUCAGCUCUACUAAAAGUGCUCGAGCGUUAUCCAGAGAAUCAGAGAGGGGACUUUUAUAUAUCGCGUCAUUUAAAAGCGCCUUAAUAAACAUAGCUGAACACAUGUAAAGUCAGUGAAAUACAUUUAGAAACUGAUGUCAACCUGUAAAUUCCAGUAUCUUCUGUUUCACUGAAAAGAUGGCAUAGCUCUAAAAACAAUGUAGCUCAUUGACCUUUCCCCAGGAUUCAUACAAAUGUCUGUUACUUUAAAACUAAUAUUCAACAACCCCCAAACUAAGAUGUUGAGUCAAGAACAACAAAUUGUUGCUUUGUCCACUCUUAUUUUGUCCUCGUUCCAGGAUUUUUGGUUGAUUUCUGGGUAUCUUGUGUCACUGUGUAUGUGGUGGUGUCGAUGAACUUGACGAGUGGAAGUAAAAACACGUCAAUAAUGACACUUCUCCUUAUUUUCUCUUUUUUUGUUUGUAAUAAAACUGAAAGAAAUGAUGGAAAUACC
This is a messenger RNA of Poeciliopsis prolifica (blackstripe livebearer), 8527 nucleotides long. RefSeq names its product chromodomain helicase DNA binding protein 3 (gene chd3). The transcript is spliced from 40 exons. The coding region runs from base 278 to 6481 and encodes 2067 amino acids. The record is from RefSeq and is a predicted model, not a curated record. Gene Ontology annotation, cellular component: chromatin; NuRD complex; nucleus. NCBI's taxonomy places the organism in Eukaryota, Metazoa, Chordata, Actinopteri, Cyprinodontiformes, Poeciliidae. Gene Ontology annotation, biological process: chromatin remodeling; negative regulation of transcription by RNA polymerase II. Gene Ontology annotation, molecular function: ATP-dependent chromatin remodeler activity; ATP hydrolysis activity; histone binding.